Molecule: messenger RNA, 2890 nt
Organism: Bombus huntii
Lineage: Eukaryota; Metazoa; Arthropoda; Insecta; Hymenoptera; Apidae
Product: alanine aminotransferase 1
Exons: 7
Coding region: 752-2383 (543 amino acids)
Biological process (GO): biosynthetic process
Molecular function (GO): L-alanine:2-oxoglutarate transaminase activity; pyridoxal phosphate binding
Source: RefSeq, a predicted model, not a curated record
UCCUCGUCUGUCUGUAAGCCCGCUGCAUACGCGUAUUCGGGACGAGUACAACGAUACAAAAACGAGACAGGAGCGUGCCAAUGCGUUCGACGGAGUAAUAAAGAAAGAGGAUAAAGAAAAUCGGUGCCGCUUCAAUUUCGACUUUCGCCCGAUCCAGAUCGAUCGAGGAUCGUUACUUCAUCCGUGUUCUAUUUCUUUGUGACAUGUUUCGUUUGUGCAUGAAUUUUUGGUAGUAUAUGUAUACUGUAUGUCGAACGAAAUUAUGGAUUCAUCGAUGGGUGCCCAUAUAUUCAACGUCAACAUACGCAGAGUGAAUCUCAUCUGCUGAAUGGAAGUGAAGCGCGGGAUGGCGCAUAACGACGAAAGUUCAUAGUACAAAGAUCGCGACCCCCCUGCAACGGCAAAUAACAUAACCUAUGUUCCGAUUUGCGCCAAAGGGAAAGAGUUUGCGUUCAUCUCGGGCGUUGCAUCUUGCGCACGCUCCGUUCCGCAGCGAGAGCACGCAGAGAGGAACGUGUUGGAGUAUCACCACCGGCGAGGAACACUGGCGAAUUCGUGGAAGUUAACGGCGGUCGCGUCUGGGCCCUCCGUAAAACUGAUAAACGCAUUCAUUCCGGCUGACCGAAUGAGGUUUUAAGUAUCCAGCGCAUGCGCGGAUUCUCCCUCCUACGAUCACUGAGCGAAUUACCGGAAACAAUCCGGCAACUGAUAGAACUGUGUGCGAGGUAAAGAGGGAGGACCAACCGGUGACAUGAUGCCACAAGCACGUUGGUGGAACGCUGUUAUCGCGAGCAGUCGGCCUAGGACGUGGGAGCAACUGACUACCUCUGCGGGGCCAGGGACGUCAGGAGGUAGAAUAUUCACACGUCUGACGGCUGUUGAGUCGGUAGUCCACCGGCCGGCUUCUGACAGAACAUUGCGUCGCAGCAUGGCGACCGGUCCACCCGGUAGUAAGGUUCUCACCGAGGACAAUGUCUUCAUCAAUCUCCGGAAAAUGGAAUAUGCGGUGCGCGGUCCUCUCCUUAUACGUGCCCUCGAAAUUGAGAAAGAACUGCAGAAGGGAGCCAAGAAACCGUUCAAGGAGGUGAUAAAAGCGAACGUGGGGGAUGCACACGCCAUGGGGCAACAGCCCAUCACCUUCUUGAGACAAGUACUGACCUUGACGGUGUCGCCGAGCCUUCUCGAUGAUCCUAGCUAUCCCGAGGAUGUGAAGGAACGAGCCAAGACCAUAUUGUGCCAAUGUAAAGGAGGCAGCGUUGGCUCUUAUUCUGAAUCGGCAGGAAUCGAGAUCAUCCGGAAACAUGUUGCUCAAUACAUUCAAGAUCGUGAUGGAAUUCCCUCCGAUUACCAUAACAUCAUCCUCUCGAACGGCGCCUCGGACGGAAUCAAAUCUUUCUUGAAACUGUUCAAUGAGAAACUAGAUGGUAAACCAUCUGGAGUGAUGAUCCCAAUUCCACAGUACCCUUUAUACUCUGCCACUUUGGCUGAAUUUGGCUUGACUCAAAUUGGUUACUAUCUGAACGAGGAGAACAAGUGGGGAUUGGAUAUUUCUGAAUUAGAUAGAGCACUAAACGAGUCAAGGAGGUCGUGUAAUCCUCGUGUGCUAGUCGUAAUAAAUCCUGGUAAUCCGACUGGACAAGUUCUUACACGAACUAAUAUCGAGGACGUCAUCAGAUUUGCGUAUAAAAACCAUUUAUUCCUAUUGGCUGAUGAAGUUUAUCAGGAUAAUGUUUAUGAUAAGGACAGUGCUUUCCACUCGUUUAAGAAGGUAAUGAUGGAGAUGGGAGAACCUUACUGUAAAAUGGAGCUGGCUUCCUUCAUGUCUGUGUCCAAAGGUUAUAUGGGAGAAUGUGGAAUCCGCGGCGGGUACGGGGAAAUUAUCAACAUGGAUCCCAAAGUAAUGGCAAUACUGUUAAAAUCGAUCUCAGCAAUGUUGUGUCCUACUGUUCUUGGUCAGGUAGUAAUGGAUGUUGUGGUGAAUCCUCCAAAACCAAACGAGCCAUCCUACAAAUUGUUUCAAAAGGAAAAGGAGGAAACCUUACGCUCUUUAGCAGAAAGAUCUCAAUUAGUGGUUGAUACAUUGAAUAGUAUUCCAGGUUUUAAGGUUAAUCCAGCUAUGGGUGCAAUGUAUGUAUUCCCACGAAUCGAUUUGCCAAAAAGAGCCAUACAAGCAGCAGAAAAGGAAGGUCAACAGCCUGAUGUUUUUUAUGCCUUCAAACUCUUGGAGUCCACCGGAAUAUGCGUGAUACCAGGUUCCGGUUUUGGACAGCGACCUGGAACAUAUCACUUCAGGACGACAAUCUUGCCACAGAAGGAGAAAAUAAAUACAAUGCUCGAGAAUCUGAGACAGUUCCAUAUUAGGUUCCUCGAAGAGUACAAAUAAUGAUACUAUGGGAUUUUUAUGCAUUUUAUUUCAUCCUAGAAGUGUCAGGGUUAUGAUAUAGAGAUCAGUAUUACAUUUCCAUGAAAUUUUCACGAAUUUAUUCGAAAGAAUGGUCAAAUGUACAUUACUUUGCAUUUUGAAGUGAGAAAAUAUUAUAAAGGGUAUUUUUGAAAUUAUAUUAGAUCCGCUAUCGAUCUGGCACAAAAGGGAUUAUAUAUAUGGUUUUAUGUAAAUGUAAUAUCAUAUGGAUGGAUUUCACAAUUCAUCGAAUACUUGUAAAUAUAGUGUGAAUUUAUCAUUACGUUUAAGAGAUUGUAUGAUAUACCAAUCGAUGGCUUUCUUUUAUCAGAAUCAUUGGAACGUAUGGUGGGUGUUUGUACGUGUAUAUCACAAUAACUCGCAGAUAACUAACAAACGUUGUUUUUUAUAAUAUUCAUGACGAUAUUAUCAGAUUAUAUUGUAAUUUAUAUUUGAAUAAAUUAUAAUUAUCGAUUUGUCUGAAGAAUA